Messenger RNA from Closterium sp. NIES-67, 1012 nucleotides. The record is from the annotation of a GenBank genome assembly. NCBI's taxonomy places the organism in Eukaryota, Viridiplantae, Streptophyta, Zygnematophyceae, Desmidiales, Closteriaceae.
CUCCCCUUCCCGCCAUCCGUCGCUUUCCCCCCGAAUCUUCUCCCCCUCUCCCCGCUCACCAGCCUCCCCCCAUCCCUCCGCCCUCUCCCCCAAGCCCCUUGGCGCCUCCCUUCUCUCCAUCCGCGCCCCUGUAGGCGCGCAGGGGGGAGCAGACCCCCCAGGGGUUUGUGGGGGUGAGGGUGGUGCUGAUGCUGAGGAUGGAGGGGUGGCUGCACCGGUUCAGGGGGAUAGUGCAAGGUUCAAUGCGGUGAUGCGCUUUGGGGGUCAGGGCAGUGCGCGGGCAGGGAGUGGAUUGGUUGCAGAUGGGGAUGUGGGGAGUGGCGUAGCCCCAAACGUCUCUGGUGAUUCCAACGCCACGACAGCAGCGGUAGCUAAAGCCUCUGCCACCAUCCUGGACACAACUGCUGCACCCGCGGAUGCUGCUGCUGCUGCGUCUGCUGCUGCUGUUGUAGCAGCGGGAGGUGCUGCUGAUGAUGAUGCGAACAUAGCAGUUACAGCUGCAGUUGAAGCUUCUGCUACCACCCUGGACGCAACCACUUCACCUCCGGAUGCUGCUGCUGCUGCUGCUGCUGGCACCUUCCUCUGCUCUGCUGCUGCACCUGCCGCUGCUGCACCUGCUGCUGCUGCACCUGCUGCUGCUGUUACGCAAGAGGAAGAGGAUGAGGACGCCCUUCUCUUAUCCCAGCUUGGGAUCCCCUCGCAUCAUGCCCCCCAGGCGCAUACAGUCACACUCGUUUAAGUGCAUCAGCGGCAGUGGCAACACCGUCACACAGCGCAGAGGCAGCUACCAGAUGGUCAGGGCGAGUAGCGAUCCUGGCCCUCCAUCCGCAUCCGCGGAUGAUCCAACGGCUGACGUCACCUCUCCCCGCCUUUCCACGCCUCCUCCCCGUGUUUUCACUCUCCCCCGUCUCGCCACGCCCCCCCGCCCCCCCUCGCGGGCGGGCUACAGUAAACUGCAGGUGGAGCUCGCCAUCGCCACCACUGUAUCAGAUUUUAUCGGAUUUGAUCUGUU